Adineta ricciae is the source of this 1782-nucleotide messenger RNA. Lineage: Eukaryota; Metazoa; Rotifera; Eurotatoria; Adinetida; Adinetidae. The record is from the annotation of a GenBank genome assembly.
AUGCCUCAAAAAUCGAAAAGAAGAUCUCAAUCAACCGCAGCUAUAAAAAGUCGUUGGGCUAAGAAAAAUGUUGAUGAAUUAGAUGAUGCUUUUGUUCCGGAUAUCCCGACCGAUCUGCAUGACUCAAAUGAAAAUAACAAAGAAAAUAGUUGUUUAAAGAACAAAAUGAGCGUUUUGGAUAUUGGAAACUUAUUUGAGGCAUUGUCGGAAGAGACUUCCAUUCGGCCGCUAUCUGUAUUAGUUUAUUUAUCAUUGGUGUAUUUCGGGAUACCUUGGCGAGAUAUUGAUUUAUUUCUAAAAGCGAUCGGUGGACUUACCGCGAAGACUUGCAACAAAUGGUGUACAGAUAUAAUCGAACAAGACUUAGAAGAAUUUCUGCAAGACAACAGAGGUGGUAAACAUGAAGAAAGCUUUUACGACACUUAUCCUGAAUUAGAAAGUUUAGCCAAAUUAUACGCUUUGAAUGGCUGUAAAAGAAAAUCAGCAUCUUUCACUUGUUCUGAACUGGCAAGUUAUGUAGAUGAUGAAUAUUAUAAACUAACUGGAGAGACCAAAACCACGAAAGAAUUAAUUCGAUCAGAAAGAGGUUGCUGUCGAGACUUGAAUCGUUGGGGGUGUAAAUUCGACAAAAAUACAGCGAAACCAUAUUGGGCUGGCCAUGAAAGACCUGAUGUCGUUGAUGCGCGAACAAAAUUCGUAAACAACUUUCUAACAAACCAGGAUAAAUAUUAUCGAGUUGAAGAAGGAAAAGAUCCGCGAUGGAACAUCCCAAAGAAAAGUCAAACUGUUCUGAUAUUUCAUGAUGAAUCGUGCUUCAGAAGUGGUGAAACAGCUGCUAAACGAUGGUUCUAUUCCGACGAUACUAUCUCGUUUUUCAAUAAGGGCCGAGGACGAUCGCUGAUGGUGUCAGACUUUUUGAUUGCACAUCCUGAAAGUCCUUUCUUCCAGCUUUCUCAAGACGAAUGGGCAGCAGCUGUAAAGAAACAUCCGGAAUUACUCGAAGAUGAUGGAAUUCAAUAUAUUGAACGAUCAGCUUCUGGGUCGAUUCAGGUGGGCUACGGUGGAUAUUUUGAUAAUGAUGCGAUCAUUAAUCAAUUCACUCGUUUAUUCAAAAUGUUACCGUUCAAAAAAGCUUACGCAAAUCACAAGUUUCAUGUCAUUGUCGAUAAUGCUCGCACGCAUAGUGCUAAACAAUAUUCUGUUGAAGAUUUUGGAAUGAAGCCCGGAACUCGUUGUUCAACUGAGAAAAUAUUCUACAGAGAUAAGCAUGGCAAACAACUUACCAUUGACUGUUUUUUCACAACUGGUGUAAACAAAGGGCAAUCAAAAGGUUUACUUAACUUGGCUAAGGAGUUGGACAUUGACAUUCCACCAAAAGUAAAAUUAGAAGAGCUGAAACGCCUACUUAAUUUACAUGAAGCAUUUAAGAACGUUUCAAAAUUGGAAAUAGCUGCUAGUGAAUAUGGUGUAACAAUAACUUUCUCGCCGAAAUUUCAUUGCGAGUUGAAUCCAAUAGAAGGACUAUGGGCACAUUUGAAGCAGUAUAUUAGACGUCGAACGGAUCAAACGUUUCCUACAAUGCUCAAGUUAAUUCAAAAAUCCAGAACGAAUUUUAUUGAGAAAAAUGUUUCUUUUAAACUUAUCAGAAGAUUCUGGCGUACUUUGAUCGCAUAUGAACGUGGUGACUCAUACGAAGAUGUACUGAAAAUGUAUUUCAGUUCCAUGUGCAAAGCUAACGUGAUUUCACAUCGUCAAAUCACUAAUACCAGGCUAGAUGACUGA